AUGAGGAAGCAGACCAGUAGUGACAGCGAGAACCAGACCACCUGGCUAAUCCUAGAGGGCUUUGGGGAGCUGCAACACCUGGGCUUCCUCGCCGUCACCCUCUUUCUGGCCAUCGAUGUGAUAAUAGUCGGGGGCAACGCCCUCAUCGUGCUGGCUGUAGCCUCCAGUCGGACUCUCCACACACCCAUGUACUUUUUCCUCAGCCACUUCUCCCUGCUGGAGAUUGGCUACACCUCCAACAUCGCGCCUCAGCUGUUGCGGAGCUCCUUGGAAGAGAGGGAAAUCAUCUCGCUGGUCAGCUGUCUGUUCCAGUUCUACCUGUUUGCCUCACUGGCUGCAGCAGAGCGCCUCCUACUCUCUGCCAUGUCCUAUGACCAUUACUUGGCCAUCUGUCACCCCCUUCACUACCCUGCUCUGAUGAGCACCUGGCUGUGUGGCUGCCUGGCUGCUGGAGCCUGGUUCUGUGGCUUCUCCUUCUCUGCCUUCAUUCUGGCCCUGGCAGCCCGUCUGCCCCUCUGCCCUGGCAGCAGGGAGAUUGAUCACUACUUCUGUGACUUUGCUCCAGUUGUAGGGCUGUUCUGUGGUGAUGUGAGGGUCAUGUGGGGAGCUGGAGUGAGCAUCUCAGCCUUCCUGACACUGGCCCUCUUCCUGUUGAUUGUGACAUCCUAUGCCUUCAUCCUACGGACUGUGCUGCGAAUACCUUCAGGUCGUAGAAAGCAGAAAGCCUUCUCCACCUGCUCCUCCCACCUCAGUGCAGUUGGGGUGUUUUAUGGCACCCUCAUUGUGGUCUACGUAGCCCCAAGAGACCACAUGGCCCCCUUCCUCCGGAAGGCCUUCUCUGUCCUCUACACUGUGUUCACCACUAUGGUCAACCCCAUCAUCUACAGCCUCAAGAACCAAGAGGUAAAGGGGGCCCUUCUCAGGCUCUGGGGACAGCUCAUCCCAGGACAUACCCCACUGAGAGGAAUAAGACAACUACUGACUUCUUCCUAG
Molecule: messenger RNA, 993 nt
Organism: Vicugna pacos (alpaca)
Lineage: Eukaryota; Metazoa; Chordata; Mammalia; Artiodactyla; Camelidae
Source: RefSeq, a predicted model, not a curated record